Sesamum indicum (sesame) is the source of this 1661-nucleotide messenger RNA. RefSeq names its product tubulin alpha-2 chain (gene TUA2). Gene Ontology annotation, biological process: microtubule-based process. Gene Ontology annotation, molecular function: structural constituent of cytoskeleton; GTP binding. NCBI's taxonomy places the organism in Eukaryota, Viridiplantae, Streptophyta, Magnoliopsida, Lamiales, Pedaliaceae. Gene Ontology annotation, cellular component: microtubule. The record is from RefSeq and is a predicted model, not a curated record.
CCCGCUCUUCUCCGUCGAGAAAAGGCGUCUUGAUAAACGCCGUCUUCUGUAUUUCCUCGUCUCUCUCCCUUCCCUCUCCGAUUUUUUUGCCUUCAAUCUCUUCCCGCGUUUGAAUUUUGACUUCGAUCGACAAUGAGAGAGUGCAUCUCUGUUCACAUUGGCCAGGCCGGUAUUCAGGUCGGAAAUGCGUGCUGGGAACUUUACUGCCUCGAGCACGGCAUUCAGCCUGAUGGGCAGAUGCCAAGUGACAAAACUGUUGGAGGAGGUGAUGAUGCCUUCAACACUUUCUUUAGUGAAACUGGUUCCGGAAAGCACGUCCCACGCGCAGUCUUUGUGGAUCUUGAACCCACUGUGAUUGAUGAAGUGAGAACUGGAACUUACCGCCAGCUCUUCCACCCGGAGCAGCUUAUCAGUGGAAAGGAAGAUGCUGCCAACAACUUUGCCCGUGGCCACUACACAAUUGGGAAAGAGAUUGUUGAUCUCUGUCUGGACCGCAUCAGAAAGCUCGCGGACAACUGCACUGGCCUCCAAGGUUUCCUUGUCUUCAAUGCGGUGGGUGGAGGCACUGGCUCUGGUUUGGGCUCACUCCUUUUGGAGCGUCUGUCUGUUGACUAUGGCAAGAAGUCCAAGCUUGGCUUCACCGUUUACCCAUCCCCACAGGUAUCCACAUCUGUUGUGGAGCCUUACAACAGUGUUCUUUCCACCCACUCUCUGCUUGAACACACAGAUGUUGCUAUACUUCUUGACAAUGAGGCCAUAUAUGACAUCUGCAGAAGGUCUCUUGACAUUGAAAGGCCCACUUACACCAACCUUAACCGUCUUGUCUCUCAGGUGAUCUCUUCCUUGACUGCAUCACUGAGGUUUGAUGGUGCCCUUAAUGUGGAUGUCACUGAAUUCCAGACCAACUUGGUACCGUACCCUAGAAUUCACUUUAUGCUUUCCUCCUAUGCACCCGCCAUCUCAGCAGAGAAAGCAUACCACGAGCAACUUUCUGUGGCUGAGAUCACCAACAGUGCCUUUGAGCCCUCAUCCAUGAUGGCCAAGUGUGAUCCUCGCCAUGGUAAGUACAUGGCAUGCUGUUUGAUGUACCGUGGUGAUGUUGUGCCUAAGGAUGUCAAUGCAGCUGUUGCCACAAUCAAGACAAAGCGUACUAUCCAGUUUGUUGACUGGUGCCCCACUGGUUUCAAGUGCGGUAUCAACUACCAACCACCCACUGUUGUCCCGGGUGGUGAUCUUGCUAGGGUCCAGAGAGCUGUUUGCAUGAUAUCCAACUCCACCAGUGUGGCUGAGGUGUUCUCUCGGAUCGACCACAAAUUUGAUCUCAUGUAUGCCAAACGUGCUUUUGUUCACUGGUAUGUUGGUGAGGGAAUGGAAGAAGGUGAAUUCUCUGAAGCCCGAGAGGACCUUGCUGCACUGGAGAAGGAUUAUGAAGAGGUUGGGGCUGAAGCUACUGAGGAGGAUGGUGAUGGGGAGGAUGACUACUGAGGUAUUGGGUUUACUGGUUUCUGUACAUCACUGCUGAUUGAUAUUUCCUGUCACAGAAUUGUGCAGUCACUUUGUUGUAUCUGAGUACGCUUCUUUUACUUAUACCAAGUAUUCCUUUUCAUUCUCAGUUUUGAUUACCCUUUGAAUGCUCAUCUUUUUUUACUUAAAUUAUCAAA